AUAAUGAAAGGUCGUAAUCAGCAACGCCCCGAGUAUCCGGCGCCGAAAGGCACGGGCUUCAUAAUCUCCGGAGACCCAGUCGGUGAUGUUCCUGGGCAGUGCAUCAUCGAUGGUCCUGCUAGCUCCCAACCAAAAACAAGCCACCCAAAAAUUCACGUCGUUCAAGCCAACUUGCAUCACUGCCGCGCAGCCAUGUUUUCCAUGGAUGAGAAGCUGGCGGUGCUAAGAGGAGGCGUUGGAUUACUUCAGGAACCCUGGGUAGUUCGACAGGAGGUGAAAGGGAUUAACCCAUCUAGGGGGAAGCUGUUCUAUAAAAAGGACAGCAAUACUAAGCACUGGCGAUUUGGCAGUUGUUAAGGUAGAUAUAAAGACCGCCAAUGGGACGCUGGAGGCGAUCUUCGCUUCGGCAUAUAUGCCAUAUGACUCCAAAGAUCCACCACCACCCGUGGAGGUAGCUCAGCUCGUGGAAGCUUGUGAAAAGAACUCCUGGGAAUUGAUUAUUGGAGCAGACGCUAAUGCACAUAAUAUAAUAUGGGGCAGCAGCGGAACCAAUAAACGUGGUGAGCUUCUGUUGGAUUUUAUUGUUACAAACAAUUUAGAAAUCGCAAAUAAAGGAGAUAAACCUACAUUUGCAAAUAGACGUAGGAAAGAAGUAAUUGAUAUUACUAUCUGCACCCCUGUUAUAUCGGGGUUAAUCGAUGGUUGGAUUGUCUCUGAUGAUCUCACUAUGUCAGACCAUU
Messenger RNA from Lutzomyia longipalpis, 740 nucleotides. RefSeq lists its product as uncharacterized. The record is from RefSeq and is a predicted model, not a curated record. Bases 4 to 357 code for a protein of 117 amino acids. NCBI's taxonomy places the organism in Eukaryota, Metazoa, Arthropoda, Insecta, Diptera, Psychodidae. The transcript is spliced from 2 exons.